Messenger RNA from Trichogramma pretiosum, 1411 nucleotides. RefSeq lists its product as uncharacterized. Lineage: Eukaryota; Metazoa; Arthropoda; Insecta; Hymenoptera; Trichogrammatidae. The record is from RefSeq and is a predicted model, not a curated record. The transcript has 6 exons. Bases 139 to 933 code for a protein of 264 amino acids.
UACACUUUACUUUACACUCUGCUCCUUUGCUUGUUUAUCUAAUGUCUCGCUGUUUUUUUAAAAUUGAUUUUCUAUUCUCUAGGGCAUAAGUUUUGAUUUUUUGUGUGUGUGACAAACGAGUAUCAACAGCUAUCAAAAAUGUCGUACUGGUACUCUGGCUCUGAGAGCGAGGACGAGCAGCUCAAUUUCAAUUUGUUUGCUCGCAAAAAUUUUGGUUUCGUUGGUUUACCUGAAGAACAAGAAGUCAAAUUCCGCAAUCUUGUUAUGCAACUUGGUGCUGUGUGCAGUAAAGGUCCAAAAUAUGUUUUUACUUCCAAAGAUUAUUAUGAAGAUGUGAGAGACGAUCCACAGCAGAUAACUGGUACACUCUAUGAUAUGGCAUACAUUAGAGACUGUGUGGAUGCAAACAGAUGCUUGAGCAUUGAUCAAUAUAGAUUACAUCCAAAACCAGUAGAGAAAAAGGAUUAUCGUGACUUCGAUCCUUGCUGUAACGCUAUGUUCCACAGCGAUAAAGAUAAUUGUGACAUUUGUUAUGCAAAUCUAAUUGAAAAUCCUCCUCCGCAAACAAUAACUAAGCCACUUCUACCUCCACCACCCAAACCAUCGCUUGUUCCUGUUAGUGCACCCAGAAAUAAUGUUUGGCUCUCUAAUAAUGCACCUCAAGUAUGGGAACACUGGGAAAAAAAAUUACUGUUAGAUUAUAUUAUUCAACAUGAAGCAUACUUUCAAGCUAAAAGUCCAAGCUUAUUCAAGAGGAUUUUUGCUGAAGGGUAUCUUAGUCACAGAUCACCUGAAAGCAUGAGAGUCUAUUUUCGUAAAAGAAUAUUGCGAAACAUUGAAUCUUUUGACUUACCAAAACCUAUCGUCAAAAUAUUUAAACAAGUUAGGGAUGCAGGUUGUGUUGCCAGGUUUAGUACAAAUAAGCUGAAAUAAAUCCAACGAGACAAUUGUGUAAUACAAAAUAAAACGGAGAAUUGUAAAUUCGGAGCAAACUGUAAAUCUACAACUAGAAUUUAGAAUAAUGUAAAAAUAUAUUUGUUUGUGUUGAAGAUUGAAUGUGCUGAAAUGAAAUAUGAUGUGAAUGUUCAAUUUAAGGAGUAUUUUUCGCGAAUUAUCGUAGAAUUUUAUGAUUGUGCGACCGAUUAAAUGAUGAAGUGAAUUAAUCAAUUUUAAGCUGCUAAAAGUAAUCGUGAUUCUGAUUUAUAUGUAAUUUACAAAUCAUGUCAUUUUUAUAUAGUUUGCAAGAAUUUUAAAUUUUACUUUAAUAAUGGUGUUUUAAAUUUUUAUAAGUAACAACAUGAAUUGUAACAUCGCUAUACUUUAAACUGUCAUCUUCGUAUCUAUGUGAAUUUUGCAUGUAAGUAAAAAAACAACCUAUUUUCAAAUAUAAUUUUGAAGUGACUCAAAGCUA